This is a messenger RNA of Exophiala oligosperma, 1603 nucleotides long. RefSeq lists its product as uncharacterized. NCBI's taxonomy places the organism in Eukaryota, Fungi, Ascomycota, Eurotiomycetes, Chaetothyriales, Herpotrichiellaceae. Gene Ontology annotation, cellular component: mitochondrial matrix. The record is from RefSeq and is a predicted model, not a curated record. The transcript has a single exon. Gene Ontology annotation, molecular function: protein binding. The coding region runs from base 58 to 1314 and encodes 418 amino acids.
GGAGACACUUCACAAUCCCCAUACUUCGUAGUCUUUGCGCGCAUAUUCUCACAGACCAUGACGAUGGGCCCGAGAUCUCGCACUCAUCUUCUGCAGCCCUUCAUUUGUACCCAUUGUCGAGGCAAGGGACGUACUCUUCUGCGACGGCAAUCGCGAAACUUUGCUACGUCCCCUUCGACAUCAUCCGCGGCACCGCCGUCGGGCGAAUUGAAAUACCUCCAACUUACAAAUCGUACACUCAUCCGCCUCGCCGGGCCAGACGCCGCGAACUUUCUCUUCAACCUCGUCCCCGCGAGGAUCCUGGGCACCGGUGGCUCCUCACGGCCCAUCUACACGGCGUUUCUCUCCGCUCACGGACGCAUCCUGAACGAUGUCUUCAUAUACCCCCCCACAGCGGACGACGGCGCCAAUGGCGAGGAGUGGUUCGUCGAGGUCGACUCGGACAGUGCCGGUGACCUGAUGAAACAUUUGCGCAAGCACAAGCUGCGGGCCAAGUUCCAGCUGGACAAGGUCGACCCGGGCAAGAUGGGGGUCUACUACAACUGGCCCUCCUCCUCCUCCUCCGCAGAGUCGGCACGGCCGACACGAGGUGGCCAGGAUCCCAGGCCAGGUAUGGGUCUACGGUGGCUUGACGAUACCACCACUGCAACAAAACCGGAGGCGGUACGGCGGCUCGAGGACAAAGGAGCCAAGGCUGCCAGUCUGCAGGAUUAUACGAUUCAUCGCAUACUGAACGGGAUCGCAGAGGGACAGACCGAACUGCCCGCCGCCGGCUCUCUGCCUCAAGAAAGUAACAUCGACUUCUUCGGUGGCAUUGACUUCAUGAAAGGGUGCUACCUGGGUCAGGAGCUGACCAUUCGGACCCAUCACACCGGCGUGGUCAGGAAGCGCAUCCUCCCUUGUCAGCUUUACGAAGGAGAUCAGCCAUUAUCGAGUGAUCAGCCCCUGCCGGUCUACGAGCCUGAUACGCAUCUACCCAUGCCACCGUCCCAAUCGAAUAUUUCGAAGUUGAAUGCUCGCGGUCGAGGGCGAAGUAGCGGGAAGUGGCUCUCCGGAGUGGGAAAUAUAGGUCUUGCAUUGUGCAGACUCGAGAUGAUGACAGACAUUCAGUUGACGGCGGACACGUCGAAUUACGACCCAAAGGAGCAGUAUAAAGUGCAGUGGGAGGUGGAGGGUCAGGAGGGGAAACAGGAAGUCAUGAUCAAGCCCUUUGUGCCACAAUGGCUCAGAGAUGGUGUCGAGCAAAACCUACGAAGGAAGGAGAGAAAGUCCAGACCCGUUGAAGAACAGGAUGAAGAUGAGGAAGUUGAUUAGAUCUUGUAUAACAAACGAAUGUCCCGGAAUCUUGACUCCAUUUCAAACUUGCUAUACGAGAAAGUCCCCAUCAAACCAGAAUCCGACUUGGGGAUCAGGGGAGCCAAGAGACGAGCGCGUGGCGGUCAUUGUAGUGUCUGAUCCUAUUGGGACGACAAGACACCGCUUUGAACUCGCAUGUAGUUCAACCUACACUUUUGUGUUUUGGCAGCGACGUCGCCGAAUUCCCACCAACAUCGUGAUGAUAAUGUUAUUUCGACACUCAGAUGUGUCUAUAGGACAGGACCUG